GACUACGGCCUGGCCCAGGACCGCCAUCGCGUGUUUCUUCGUGGGCUGAGGACAAGGGGUUCGAAGAUUCCGAUGCCACUUCCACCGUUUGGUGAAAGGAAGCUCGUAGAUUUCCUGGCCCGCGGCCUGCCGCCGACGCCCCGGGACUCCCUCACGGAUCAGAUGAGGAAGAAUCUUUCUGAGUACGAGCGUAGCGGAGAGGUCGUCGACGACGACGUGGUUUGCUUCGGCCUCGAUCGCCGCUUGGCCAGCGUGUAUGCUGCGCCGAUUACGCACAAUUGCGCACCAUGUCUCACGACAAAGAACAGGUAUCUUUUCGUGGUGCGCAUCGGUGACCUUUCAUUGCCAUACGGGCAGCGCACCAUGUGCCGCUGGCUCACGCCUGCGGAGAGGUUCGGCCUCCAGGGUUUUGCGCCGAACACUGUGCAGCAUUUGUCAAGCGAGGGUCUCGCCGUCCAGGCCGCGGGCAAUGCGUGCCCAGUCCCGUUGGUGAUCGCUGCGGUCCAGCCUAUGCUCCAGCAUCUCGCCUCUGGCGGCGACGGCGCUGGGCACGGCAAUAUCCCUGCUCGGCAGCCCGAGCCACUGUCCACCGCCGAGCGGGUUGCUCACCGUCUGGCCCCCCCCUCGGACGCCCGGAGGAGCCCUCCGAAGAAGGCCGGGAAGGGCCCAGGGCGCGGCGAGCGCACUCUUGACAUGUUUUUCUCGCCAGUUGGCGACGGCGCUUCUCAGUAG
Messenger RNA from Prorocentrum cordatum, 732 nucleotides. The record is from the annotation of a GenBank genome assembly. NCBI's taxonomy places the organism in Eukaryota, Dinophyceae, Prorocentrales, Prorocentraceae.